AUGAAACUUGAUGGUAAAAAUAUUCAAAAUCAAAGCAACGAAAGACAAGAUCCUACUAUCCGUCUAUCAGGUGCUGAUCAUACUAUUGAGCCCGAGCAGACUAUUGGUCAGGAGAAUCAUUUGGUUAAUAUAGUAUUGCAGGAUGACCACACUAUAAACAUUCAGACUCAUAAUUUUCAUGCGGCUCUAAAAACUUCAGGAGAUCACAUAGGAACGGCGAAUUUUCAGCGAGUUGCUUCAGGAAAUCAAUCUAUAGUAUAUGGUUUAGGGGACAAAGAUAAUAAAUUAAAAGAAGUUAAUAUCGAUAAUAAUACGAAUAACAGAGGAAAUACCUAUACUUAUCUUACCAAUGUUAGGGCACGCUAUAAUGCAGGCGGGACAAUAGCAGGCACUGUUAAACUUGGCGAGCAGGGUAUGCUGAUACUUAAAGAUGACAUAAAUUUAGUAGGUAAUAUUGAAAAUGACGAUAGUCUACGUAGAGCUGUUAACCCAGUGAUUUUUGAAGGAAAUAGUAGAAUUGUAGGUAAUAUUGGUAAAAAGGACAAUCCUAUGGUUGCGGUUAAUUUUAGGGGCGACAGGAAGGAGCAAAAGUUAAGCGGAUCCAUAUAUGCUGAUACUAUUGAAUUUAACAAUAAUGAUAUUAUUCUAUCAGAAUCUGCUGGUAAUGUGCCUAUAACUCUUAGCGGUACAACCCAUAUUGAUGGUACUAUUAAUUUAGGUGCUAAUAAAUUAAUAUUGGAUCAAUCAUAUUGGGGCCCUAAUAUUGCUAUUAUGACUACUCUCAAUCAAUAUGAUCGUCUGGGCUCUAUUGAAGUAAAGACUUCCCUGAAUAUUGUGGAGCCUAAUAAAGACUUGCCUCUAAUAGUUAAUGAUGACUUAACUUUACCGAGUUCAGGUGAUCCAGAACAGUAUUUAUUUAUUGAUCAGAAUAUAGACAAUAUAGCUCUAAGCAAUAUAGGGAGAGGGCAAGCUUAUGCAGAGUGGGGAGUUGAAAGGGAAAACAAUAGUGUAAUAUUAACACGUACCAAUAAAGCACGACGAGUUGUGAAGCGAGAUGUACAAGCAGCAGGAGGAGAUAACACAGACCUACAAAAUGUCCAGAAUUUGGUUAGUGCCUCAGGAGGAGAUGCAUUAAGUCUGACUACCGAUAUUGGUAAAAGUGCGGAUGAAAAAACUCGUGGGGAGAAGGGAAUAAAAAAUACUUCUGGAAAUACUGAAGCAUUAGCAAGUAUGUAUCAAGCCCAUAUGACCGCAAGUCAUUCUGUAUUGCUAGGAAGAUUAAAUACGAACGUUCUUUCUUAUAUAUCAGGAGUAGGAAUAGGGGCUGGUGAUGAGGGCCCACCAAAAGCAAAUAUAGGUACGUGGGUUAUGCCAAUUUAUAGUCACGCUAAUCAGAAGCAAAAACAUGUUAGUAAGCCCUCAUAUGCAGUAAAAACGUUAGGGGGGAUAGGGGGGUUGGACGUAGCUCUAAACAAUAAUCUGACAUUAGGUGCGGCUAUUUCUGUUAUUAAUUCAGAGGUUAAAUAUAAAAACCUUAAAGUUGGUGAUAAAAUGAGCACUAAAACUAUCAUGUUAUCUGUUUAUGGAGCACAAAAGCUUACCGACCAGCUUUUUGUGGAAGGAGUUGCAUCUUAUGGCUCAACUCAAAUUGGGAAUAGAGAACUAAGACCCUUCUCUUUCGGUGAGCAAAUUGCUAAGGCUAAUUAUGAAUCCAUAGCUUAUGGAGGAGAAGUAUUAAUGGGAUAUAAUGCUGUAUUCAAUAAUUCAGUAUUGCUAACUCCCGUAGCUGGCAUGAGUUAUAUCAAAUCUCGAGAUGAUGCUUAUAUAGAAACGGGUACCACCUUUGCAAAUAAGACAGUUGAUGCUUGUAGCAUUAGUAGAACUGAUGGGGUUGUUGGAACUAGAGUGUCAACCUCAAUGAAUAUACAGAGUAAUAUGAUAGUAAUACCUGAAGCCCACGCUAUGCUUUCUCAUUAUUUGGGAGGAAAAGCUGGUAAAUUUAUCGCUAUCCUACAGGGUGCUCCUCAGCCAUUUAGCCGUAUUAAUGAUAUAGUAAAAACAAUUUACAAUCUAGGGGUAAGUAUUAGCUCUAAAUCUAAUAAUAUAGAGUAUGGACUUGGUUACGAUGCACAUUUAGCUAAUAAAUAUGUUGCACAUCAGGGGAGCUUGAAAGUUCGUUUGAAUUUCUAA
Molecule: messenger RNA, 2190 nt
Organism: Didymodactylos carnosus
Lineage: Eukaryota; Metazoa; Rotifera; Eurotatoria; Philodinida; Philodinidae
Source: the annotation of a GenBank genome assembly